Molecule: messenger RNA, 1617 nt
Organism: Syzygium oleosum
Lineage: Eukaryota; Viridiplantae; Streptophyta; Magnoliopsida; Myrtales; Myrtaceae
Exons: 4
Coding region: 332-1447 (371 amino acids)
Cellular component (GO): chloroplast
Source: RefSeq, a predicted model, not a curated record
CAAACGCUCGAUCGAUGGCACGUGCUCGUAUAAUUUUAUUUUAUUUUUCAGUCCGUCGACUGUAGAUGGUCGAAGAAAACCGAGCCAAAAUUACAGAUUAUCGUUAAAGAAUCGAGAUCCACCGUCCACCCAAAAGAGGAAAAGGAAGAAGGGGAGUGAUAUUUCUCGCAACGUCCUAAAGAUCUGGGUGUUCGGUUGACUUCUUGGCUCUGGUUAGCUGCUGUUCAGGCGACUCCAAUUCAUCCAAUUUGGCAUCUUUCUUCCUCAAAUCCCAGUUCUUCCCAACACCCGCCUCUGAGGAUUCUGUCCUUGUCGCACCCACCACAAGAUAAUGGCUUCUUCCGCCGCAGCGUUUUGCGUUUCCUCGCCAUCUUCUCUUGCGCUCGCUCACUGGAAGACCCGUAAAGCUCUUUGCUUUGUGAAACAAGCCGUGUCAAUUAAGGCCCUUUCGGCUUCUGUGGAUUAUUCCGCCGUCUCGGUUGCUGAUAAGCCCUCGAGCUCAUCAAGGUCCAACAAUUGGCUAUGGAAGUUCAAGGACAAUGAUAUCAACAUCCACUACGAAAAGCAUGAAAGUGAAAGCUUUGAUGAUUCUAAAGAUAUUCUCAUGGUGCCAACAGUAUCUGAUGUGAGUACUGUAGAGGAGUGGAGGCUAGUGGCCAAAGAUAUAGUCGAACGAGUUGGUAAAGUUAAUUGGCACGCUACUAUCGUGGAUUGGCCCGGUCUGGGCUACUCUGAUCGGUUAAAGAUGGAUUAUGAUGCGGAUGUCAUGGAGAAAUUCCUGGUUGAUUUUAUAAAUGCGCCUGAUGGCCCUCUAAGUCACUCAGGAAAUGAUUUGGUGGUUUUUGGAGGAGGGCAUGCCGCCACAAUCAUAGCUCGUGCUGUGAAAAAGGGUUUGGUGAAGCCAAGAGCCAUUGCUGCUGUUGCUCCGACAUGGGCUGGUCCUCUCCCUAUAGUGUUUGGCCGAGACUCCAACAUGGAAACAAGGUACGGAUUGCUUAGAGGCACUCUAAGGGCCCCUGCUUUGGGGUGGAUGAUGUACAAAGUACUGGUCAGCAACGAGAAGGCAAUCCAAUCCCAGUACAAAUCUCAUGUAUACGCAAACCCCGACAACGUGACACCAGAAAUUGUCGAGAGCAGGUAUGGGCUAACUAAACGACCAGGUGCCCAAUAUGUGCCUGCCGCUUUCUUGACGGGUCUACUUGACCCUGUGAAAUCGCGAGAGGAGUUUCUUGAGCUAUUUGCCAGUUUGGAGGGAAAGACGCCAGUCCUAGUCAUGUCAACCGAAGGCUCUCCUAGGAGGUCAAAAGCAGAGAUGGAAGCCCUUCGAGGAGCCAAAGGGGUUACCAAAUUCGUGGGGGUUCCAGGUGCGCUCUUGCCACAGGAAGAGUACCCAUCUGCCGUUGCGGAGGAGCUGUACCGCUUUUUGCUGGAGAAUUUUGAAUCUUGAAAGCUUCUCAACUUGAUAUCGAUGGUUGUAGUGUUAGUAUCUCAAUAUGUUACAGCGAUUAGUUCAGACUCUUUGCCUCUGCGAUCUCAUGAUGCACAUUAACAUUUACCGGAAGUUACGGCAUGAUUUUACGUCAAUAGAUUUAUACUGCAAAAACUUGUCCAAGGAAA